Messenger RNA from Blepharisma stoltei, 954 nucleotides. NCBI's taxonomy places the organism in Eukaryota, Ciliophora, Heterotrichea, Heterotrichida, Blepharismidae. The record is from the annotation of a GenBank genome assembly.
AUGACUAUUUUAAGACUCAAAGUCUAUGGGAUUGAUCAUAAAAUAUUUUGGAUUAUAUUCUUAGCACUCCAAGGAUUGCUUAUAUCUUGCAUGAUUGGAACUUUAGGAGCAAAGAACUGAGUUGAAAUGAAAUACGACCACGCCACUUGAAAGGGAGACCUGACAUGAGUUACAGAUAGUGAUAUAGACUGUAUUAGUAAAUCUUCGUAUAACGAUCUUCGAUCUGAUUUUUGUGUUUAUAAAAGUAAAUGCCAAGAUACUAACGAUGCCUAUUGCGAAAUGUUCAAAAAUCUAGACAAUUGCGGAUCGUUGUAUGUUGUAUUAGAAAUUAUUGCCAUAAUUUGCACUAUUAUAUGAGCUAUAAUAUUAGUCUGCUUUAUUUGUAGCAUCAACUGCUUUGCUAUAUCAUUUUGCUGCUCUUCGACUUCAUGCAUUUUUCAUUAUAUAGCAUUUUUAUCUUGGAUGGGCUGAUCAAAUACAAAUUUUAAUGGAGACUGUGAUAGUGAUAUUCGAAAUAGCGAUGAAGCUCCAGCAUUAUGUGCAAAAGAUGGACCUAGUCUAUCCUUAUUUUUGGUUGUAGUGUUUCCUAUUAUUUUGAUAGCUUUUAUCAUCAUAGGUUCAAAAACAAUUCGUGUAAAGAGAUUAGAAGCUAUCAGGGGUCGAGUAAUUGGAGUGAGUGAAAUAAAUAACUCAAAUCAAGUGCAAAUGUUUGUUCAGCCUGGAUAUGCUCCUUAUAGUCAAGGAGUGCCAACAGUAUACCCAGCAGGGCAGCCGAUUAUUCCUCAGCCUUACCAAUAUCCUCCUAAUGCACGGGAAAAUUAUAGCGGACAAUCACAAGGCUUUUUCUCGCCACUAGUGGCUCAGCCUCUCUUUUAUGAUGCAUAUCAAAAUGCUCCUCUUCGUACAAAUCAAGUAGAAUCGCAAAAUUUUGGUCCAUCUUAUGAUAAAAAAUAA